CCUCUUCGGGCUGGGCUUACUGGCGUUUUCGCCUUUCCAUUGGUCAAACCUGGAAUACCGGAUGUGGUAGAGGCCAAUCGUGACGAGUCUUGGUAGAGCCGUCGCCCUGGCAACACGCGGAGCCGCCUGGGAGAGGUCUUGGGAGGCAUCUGAUCCAAAGCCCUGGCUCCCCAGCUUCCAAGUGCCAGAUGAUGGAGGAGCGUGCCAACCUGAUGCACAUGAUGAAACUCAGCAUCAAGGUCUUGCUCCAGUCUGCCCUGAGCCUAGGCCGCAGCCUGGAUGCGGACCAUGCUCCCUUGCAGCAGUUUUUUGUAGUGAUGGAGCACUGCCUCAAACAUGGGCUUAAAGUUAAGAAGAGUUUUAUUGGCCAAAAUAAAUCUUUCUUUGGUCCUUUGGAGCUGGUGGAGAAACUUUGCCCAGAAGCAUCAGAUAUAGCCACUAGUGUCAGAAAUCUGCCAGAACUAAAGACAGCUGUGGGAAGAGGCAGAGCGUGGCUUUAUCUUGCUCUCAUGCAAAAGAAACUCGCAGAUUAUCUGAAAGUGCUUAUAGAUAAUAAACAUCUCUUAAGUGAGUUUUAUGAGCCUGAGGCGUUAAUGAUGGAGGAAGAAGGGAUGGUGAUUGUUGGUCUGCUGGUGGGACUCAAUGUUCUUGAUGCCAAUCUGUGCUUAAAAGGUGAAGACUUAGAUUCUCAGGUUGGAGUGAUUGAUUUUUCUCUCUACCUUAAGGAUAUUCAGGAUCUUGAUGGUGGCAAAGAGCACGAAAGAAUUACUGAUGUUCUUGAUCAAAAAAAUUAUGUGGAAGAACUUAAUCGGCACUUAAGCUGCACAGUUGGGGAUCUUCAAACCAAGAUAGAUGGCUUGGAAAAGACUAAUUCAAAGCUUCAAGAAGAGCUUUCUGCUGCAACAGACCGGAUUUGUUCACUUCAAGAAGAACAGCAACAAUUAAGAGAACAAAAUGAAUUAAUACGUGAAAGAAGUGAAAAGAGCGUCGAGAUAACAAAACAGGAUACAAAAGUUGAGCUGGAGACUUACAAGCAAACCCGUCAGGGCCUAGAUGAAAUGUAUAGUGAUGUGUGGAAGCAGCUAAAAGAGGAGAAGAAAAUUCAUUUGGAACUAGAAAAAGAACUGGAGCUACAAAUCGGGUUGAAAACUGAAAUGGAAAUUGCAAUGAAGUUACUGGAAAAGGACACCCAUGAGAAGCAGGACACACUAGUUGCCCUCCGCCAGCAGCUGGAAGAAGUCAAAGCGAUUAAUUUACAGAUGUUUCACAAAGUUCAGACUGCAGAGAGCAACUUACAGCAGAAGAAUGACACUAUCACGUCUUUUGAAGAAAAAACCAGUCAAGCUAUGUCCAGUAUGAAACAAAUGGAGGAAAGGUUGCAGCACUCCGAGAGGGCAAGGCAGGGGGCAGAGGAGAGGAGCCGCCGGCUACAGCAGGAGCUGGGUGGGAAGAUCGACGCGCUGCAGAGGCAGCUCUCCCAGCUGCACGAGAAGUGCUCAAGUCUAGAGAAAGAGUUGAAAUCAGAAAAAGAACAGAGACAAACUCUUCAGCGAGAAUUACAACAUGAAAAGGACACCUCCUCCCUGCUCCAGACAGAGCUGCAACAAGUAGAAGGUUUAAAAAAGGAGCUACGGGAGCUGCAGGAUGAGAAGGCAGAGUUACAGAAGGUGUGUGAUGAGCAGGAACAAGCCCUCCAGGAAAUGGGACUGCACCUCAGCCAGUCAAAACUGAAGAUGGAAGACAUAAAAGAAGUAAACAAAGCACUGAAGGGACAUACUUGGCUGAAAGAUGAUGAAGCAACGCACUGUAAACAGUGUGAAAAGGAAUUCUCCAUCUCCCGGAGAAAGCACCACUGCCGCAACUGCGGCCACAUCUUCUGCAACACCUGCUCCAGCAAUGAGCUGGCCCUCCCUUCCUACCCCAAGCCGGUGCGUGUGUGUGACAGCUGCCACACCCUGCUGCUGCAGCGCUGCUCCUCCACGGGCUCCUAGGUGGGCAUCCACAGGACCUUAUGCCACCGCGUGCUGUUCUGUCUCGGGGGCUGGGGGUGGUAGCCCUGGGCCAGUGCCAAACUGUGGGUCUCAGGGGGGUAGGGGCUUGUAAAACCUGGCCAGGGCUGCAGCCACUUCAAGGGCAUUAGGAUUGGAAGCUGCGUGUCCUUUCUAAAUUGUAUAGAAUUCCUUUGAAUUCAACCUUUCUUCGUUCCGUCACUGGCUUUGGUUAGGAUAUAACUUCAUGAUUUUGCUACUGUCCUCAUUUUUCACUUUUCAGAUUAACAUUUUGUAGCAGUUGUACUAGUGCAGUAAUGGGUUCCUUUCUCUCCUCAGUCAAGAAAUCUGCCAUUUCACCCUUGUGAAUCCAUCAUUGUUGCCAUGCAAUAAAAUCAUUUAUUUUUCAUCCGAGUGCCAGAAAAAAGUAAAGGAGCCUGUGUCCACUUCACAGGAGCUGUCUCUGGAGGACUCAGCAACCCCAUCAGUAAGGGCCCUGUGUUGAGGCCUGCUGGGUUGCACGGCACAGGUUAUGCAAGCUGCCCGUCAAAUUCAUGAAAGGGCACAGUGGAAAUGACCUGAAACCGAUCACUAAAGCUCAAAAGCUGUUUCCUUACAAUACGGAUAAGGAACUUCAAACCCAGUGCUAUUUCGUGUGUUGCUAUAGCAACUGAACUGCUUCAGCGUAGUCCUCCAGAGCCCCACCUGAGUACACUGUACCCCGUACUCCUGGACUGGAGUCAAUAUCUGAAAUGUUCAGGGUCAAGAACCUUAAGCAUAAUGUCCAGAUGAAUACCAAGAUCUGCUGGGUCUCAGCCUCCUCCACCCUCAGCUGGACUCUCACCUUGUCACGCUCCACCUCCCACCAGUCAUCUAGCCUAGUCUUAGCAUCCUACUCCCACCUUGAGAUCCUGGCGCACUUCCUUCUUGGGCUUCCCCAGCAGUAAGUCUUCCCCCACAGCGUGGGUCAAGACUACACACCUGUUUCUCCUUGAAAUCUAGUUUGUGGGUGGGAAACAGAUUUGGCAAGAUUCGAUAACACAAAUCUAUGCAACCAGGUUUCUAAGCUGACCAGCUUCUCUGCCAUAUUCCUCCACAGGACUCCUUUCCCUGCCCUCACUUACCCUGAGCAGAUUUUAUUGUUAUCCAGGACCCAGCUUUCUCCCCAGUCUACAUACCACUGCACUACCCCCCAAACUAGUCUUAGACAGCUGUACCUUUUCAGUGCACCCAAUUUGGACUCCAACUUGCUGGGGAGUCUUGGGCAAGUCACUUCACAGCCUCAGCUCUCAUCUGCACAUACAAAAAAAGGCAGUGGGAUAAUACCUCCCUAUUUCAAGACGCUUCCGACAGCAAGUGUUUCCACCAGGGUGCCACUUCUUCCCUGCUCUUUCCUCUAACAUACCCACUUUUCUCCUUGAACUGCACCUCCCCACCCCCAGGCAGUUAAGUUUUCAGUGAGCAUUCGUAAUGGGUGCUCGUGCAAGUAACCAAUCCUAAACACGAAGAGAUGACUUUUCUACUUACACCUUCACAUGCCCCUGGAACCUUAGUACCCUCAGGCUCUCGCCUGGUAAUCCGCCCUGACCUGGGCAAUGAGGAACAAGUUCUAAGGCAAAAGCUUUCUGAAGAUUAAAUGCACAGGGUUUACCGGGGGCAAGAUUUGGGUAUAUGGGGUCACGUUAAAUGAAGACCUAAACUCCCAAAUGCCAGUCCAUGGAGCCAAAAGCUUCCAAAGAACCAGAAUGUGGAAUAUCUAAUGACAAAACCAAUAGGUUCUGGAUUAGUUUACUCCCAAAUUUCUAGUUCUAGCCCCUCCUUUUCCCCAAACAGGCCACAUUUUCAAGAAAGAUGUUCCUUAUUCAAGGGGAAAAACAGCUUAAGGACUUCAGAAGAAGCCUCCAUGAGUCUUACCACCAGCAUGCAACCCUGCCUCCUCUCCCUGCCAAUUCUCUCUAAACUUGCAACACUUCUAUACCCCCAUCCUAUUGCAGGCCUUUCCUUCCAAGCAGUCAAACUGCUAGACUAGCCUGCCUGCACCCAGUCCUUGACUAGACAGGGGAGACCUACAGGGCCCUUCAAGCUGUUUACAUCAUACUUAGAACAUGAUUAUGAUUCUAAGGAAUUUGCCUCAGUCCUAAACCUAGGCCUCAUGCAGGAACAAGAAAUCGCACUGUCCAAGUAGUAAACACCUACACACACCUGGUUUCAAACAGCACACAAACCAUCCACUCCGCGGGCUUCUAAUCUCAAGCUAACUUGAGACCAGAGAGAUAAAGUGGCAGUUCCCAAACCGAAGUACCUACACAGAAAGGGUUUCUGGAAUUACAUCUUUUAAAAACUGUUCAAAGAUUAACUCAGCACAUACAUACUAAAAUUGGAACGAUACAAAGAUUAGCAUGGCCUCUGCAUGAUGACACAAAUCCGUGGUGUUCCAUAUUGACAGAUUUCAUGACAUGUCACUUCAGUUCCAGUCUACCAAUCAUCUUUGCUCUCAGGAACUAUAUAGGGAAUUUCUUCAAAAGUAGGACUUGGUCUUCCGGCAGGGAGGCAGGAAAAAGAAAAAAAAAAAAAAAAAACCCAAAAACCUCCAAGUCCUCUAAGCAAGCUCCCAAAAGACACAUUAUUAAGCAAAAUUCAAAAGAUGCCCCGCAUACUAGGAAGGGCAGCUUCUAAGCAGUCCUGACCGCCCUCUGGGACUCGUAGCCAUGCCCAAGGGACAUGCAGACAUGCAUUUUAGGGCACGUGCACCUCUCCCUCUGGUGCAAGUUUAACAAGUCAAAGGCCGGUCAAAUAGGUCCUCUGCAGCCAGGCCCAGCAUUAACAGGCCUUCCAAAAGGGCCCCACAACAGUUUACCUUCAGUUGCACUGUAGGGAAGAGAAGUCUGAAGACAUCUACACAAGAGCCUCAACUGCCGAGCCUCUCUGCCACAGCCAGAGACGUGGGCCAUGGGCCAACUGUCACCUACGCCCCAGGCAGGAACAGAGCACCAAGAAACAGUCCACAUGACACUGAAGCACAGACAAGACAAAGUGCAGUUUUUAAAAGGAAGAUUUAUUUGACAAGUUUCACUUAGCGCAAUACACCUAAAAAUGAAAUCACGAUACAAGAUUUAAAUCAAGGCCUCAGAAUUUCAUACAAACACCAAGACCAAAAUCCUAAAGUAUUGGUAUUGCGUCUCAAAAUUUCCCCCAUUAACUUAAAAAAAAAAAGCUUAAACUUACGUGCCUUAAGAGGUUAUUAAAUGAAACUAGAAUUAACAAACAUGCCAAAUGUUUCACUUUUAAUUGUAGACACAGCUCCUAUAGUGA
Talpa occidentalis (Iberian mole) is the source of this 5300-nucleotide messenger RNA. RefSeq names its product RUN and FYVE domain containing 1 (gene RUFY1). The transcript is spliced from 18 exons. Gene Ontology annotation, molecular function: metal ion binding. Gene Ontology annotation, cellular component: cytoplasm. NCBI's taxonomy places the organism in Eukaryota, Metazoa, Chordata, Mammalia, Eulipotyphla, Talpidae. Gene Ontology annotation, biological process: protein transport; regulation of endocytosis. The record is from RefSeq and is a predicted model, not a curated record. The coding region runs from base 189 to 1991 and encodes 600 amino acids.